AUGGAGUCGAUCAAGCACAAGAUGGACUGCCUCCUGAAGGAGAAGGAGGAGGCUGUCAGACGAGCGACGGAAUCGGAAACGGUUUGCGCUCAGUUUGAAUCGGAACUUGCUCGAUUCGAAAAAGAAGUCGACAAGGUCCAGCGAGCUAUCGCCAAGACCGAGGACGAUCUCGACAACACUGUUUCCAGCAGCAAGAGCACCCAAGACAAGCUUGAAGAAGUUGACAAGGAAGUCGUCGAUGCCGAAUUGCAAGUUGGAGCUCUCAAGCGACGAAUUGCUCUUCUUGAAGAAGAAACCAGUCGAUGCACCCUUCGAUUGAACGAAAACUUGGAGAAAAUUUCCGCGAUCGAAAAAUCUUACCAAGAAAACGAGGAAGGAAAAAGAAUCGCCGAGCAGCAAUCUUUCCAGAACGAAGAAGCAGCUGAACAAAUGGAAACUCAGCUCGAGGAAGCUCGUCAGAUCGCAAUGAGCUCGAAUCACAAAUAUGAAGAUUCCGAGCGAAAGUUGAAAAUUGUCUCCAACGAUCUUGAGCGCAUCAUUGAGCGAGCCGAGGAAUUCGAGGGCAAAGGCAGAGCCACUGAAGAUGAGCUCCGACAGCUUCAGGACAAAGUUCGAGAAAUGGAUCAAAUUGUCGCCGACAACUCCGUCAAAGAAGACGAAUACGAGAGCAAAGUCAAGGAGCUCCAGGAAGAGUUCAAGCUCGCCGAUACUCGAGCCGAAUUUGCCGAGCGAUCUGUCGACAAGUUGGAGUCGACCAUCGACGAUUUGAUCAAUUCUCUUUACCAAGAAAAGUUGAACUUUCGCGACAUUUCUGAAAAACUCGACAAGACUCUCAACGACAUGAUGUCUCUUCAGUAA
This is a messenger RNA of Oikopleura dioica, 858 nucleotides long. NCBI's taxonomy places the organism in Eukaryota, Metazoa, Chordata, Appendicularia, Copelata, Oikopleuridae. The record is from the annotation of a GenBank genome assembly.